AUGCAUGAUACUUUGACAGUGGCGGAGGAGCAGCUGCCGGGUCUCGCAAAGGUCAACGCCGGCGACCUCAUCGCAUACGAGUUCCUCGACAUCGCUACAUGUGCCUGGCGCUGCGAACUAGCGACUGUUAUUGGCACAACGGAAAGCCGCACGAUCGAGGUGGAGCGACUGACGCAGACCACGCGGGUGGGAAGCGAGUCCCUCACCGUCCAAACGGAGGAGGGCAAGUGCAUCCUCGAGAAGAUGGAACGGCUGCAGCAGCAGUUCAUGCAGACCGUGGUGGAUGCCGACCAGCGUGUGGAGAAAAUCCGCGAGAAGCGCGAGGCCUUCAUGGCGGAGCAGCGUGAGGUGGAAGAAGCCAUGAUGCAGGCGGAGGAGCAGCUCGGCGAUGUGCGCACGGCGGUGUCGAAGAUCGAUGCGCGGCAUUGGCGCGAGUUGGCGUCGUACCGGACGCCGCCGGACAUCGUGGUGCGUGUGAUGAGCGCGGUGCUGCUCAUCAUGGGCGAACGGCGACGCACGUGGAACGAGAUCCUGCCGGUGAUACACCGCCCCGGUAUGGCCAACUUGCUGGCGGAGUUUGAGUCGCAUGACAUGCCGCCGGCACUGCGCAACGAGGUGGUGCAGCGCUACAUCGACACGCCGCGGUUCUCGUACGAGGAGGCGGUGAAGGGCAGCCAGGCGCUUGCGCAGCUGUACCGGUGGGUGGUGGCGCACGUGCAGGUGGUUGGCACCGGCGAGCGGCGCAAGCACAUCAACUCCUUCCAGGAGCGCCGCAACUCCGAGAUCGAGGUGAUGGAAAAGCUGCUGGAGGAGGAGGGCGCGCGCGUUACGAUGCUUAAUGAGCAAAUGGAUGAUUUGUGGGAGAAGUUCCAGGCGGCGGAGGGACUCAACUCUCCCCUCUUCAGCGCGGCCGGCCGCGCCGCGGCGAUGGCGGCGGCGACGGGUGAAAGCAACGCCGCACACGAAGCUCUGCGCGCGUGUUCGUAUGAGGAGGGCGCCAGCAUGGCCGCCAUCAGGCGCAUGGCACGGCGGCCGUGGCGCUUCUCCUCACGCCAUGAGCGGCGCACCAUUCUGCACUCAAGCAUCUUGUGCAGUUUUGGCCCUGCUCCACCGCAAGACGACAUUAUAAUACUCACCGGGCAGCAGUGCCGCGCACUUUUGAGCACAACGCAGGCACGAGCACAGAUAUGUGAUGCGUCGAGGGAGGACCUUUCUGGGUCAGGGGCGUGCCACGACGUUCCUUUCGACACAACAAGCGAACACAACCGAAGUACAAAGUCACACGGAGAGGUUACUCCCAUAAUGAACGGAAGCGCAGCGGCUAAUGAAGACGGAUCGUCACUGGCUCGCAUCAACGAGCUUGACCGCCAGUUGAAGGAAAGUGCAAAGACCGUGGCGGUACUGGAGACCCAACUACGAGAACGUAAGGAGGUCAAUGAAUUAUUGGAGCGCCAGCUGCAGGAGCGGGAGAAUGCCCUGGCCGCUGUGCAGCACCAGCUGCGGGAGAGCGAUGAGUCCACUACAGACACUGCACCGCUGUCCCAUGUCAAUGAGUUGGAGCGCCAGCUGCAGGAGCGGGAUAAUAUCCCUAUAGCUUUCCAACGCCGGCCGCAGGAGACAACGGAGGCCGUCACAGACACUGCGUUGCUUUCUCAUGUCAAGGAGUUGGAGCGCCAGCUGCAGGAGCGAGAGAAUGCCCUGGCUGCUGUGCGGCACCAGCUGCAGGAGGACAAAGAAGCCAAUGAAUUAUUGGAGCGCCAGCUGCGGGAGCUGGGGAAGACCACCAUUGUUGUUCAACGCCAACCGCAGGAAAGAACGGAGGCAACAGAAGACACUGCACCGCUGUCCCAUGUAAAGGAGUUGGAGCGCCAGCUGCAGGAGGGCAAGGAAGCCAAUGAAUUAUUGGAGCGCCAGCUGCAGGAGCGUGAGAAUGCCCUGGCUGCUGUGCAGCACCAGCUGCGGGAGAGCGAUGAGUCCACUACAGACACUGCACCGCUGUCCCAUGUAAAGGAGCUGGAGCGCCAGCUGCAGGAGGGCAAGGAAGCCAAUGAAUUAUUGGAGCGCCAGCUGCNAUGUAAAGGAGCUGGAGCGCCAGCUGCAGGAGGGCAAGGAAGCCAAUGA
Molecule: messenger RNA, 2121 nt
Organism: Trypanosoma grayi
Lineage: Eukaryota; Euglenozoa; Kinetoplastea; Trypanosomatida; Trypanosomatidae
Exons: 1
Coding region: 1-2121 (706 amino acids)
Biological process (GO): microtubule-based movement
Cellular component (GO): dynein complex
Molecular function (GO): minus-end-directed microtubule motor activity; dynein light intermediate chain binding; dynein intermediate chain binding
Source: RefSeq, a predicted model, not a curated record